UCUGAAACCAGAAGGAAAGAAUGGUCAAACACAACAGCAGUGAAAGCAGUUCUGAAAACCAGCUUUUGAUGCUGCAUGGCAAAGAAGUCUAGACUUGUACUUCACAAAAUCUAGAAACAGAAAAAUCAAGUCCAAUAUUUGGCUGUAUCAGGAUGUCCUUAGAUAUUUACUCCAAAGUAGAUUCAACCCGGAAGGUGAGAUAUGCCAAAAAAGAGCAAGUGGACAGAACAGAAUGGGAGGAGAGGGAGGUAAAUAUCUACGAGUCUGCUGAAAAUGUUGCUGACAGCUACAAAGGUUCUCAACUACAGGAACAAGGCCAACAGGUGCCACCUGCAGCCAAGAAAAGUCCUGCCAGAAGUACAAAACUGUGCAUAAUGUUGCUGUGGAUUUGGAUGAUAGCUACAAGCAUCGCCCUGACCGUAUAUUUCACUUUGGAAAUACAGAAAGUGAACAACAGCUACGACCAUCAACACCAGAUACUUUCAGCAGCCAACAACAAUCAGCUACAGGACAGCUAUAACAUACUCAGCAAAAAUCACAACCAGUUAACAGAGGAAGUAAACAGACUAAAAGAAAAGGUUGAAGGAAAGUGGUGUCCUGAUGAAUGGACGAGAUUUGGAAGCAGCUGUUACUUUAAAUACAAGGAGACCAAAAGUUGGUCUGAAAGCAGGAAACACUGUCAGGAACAAGGAGCUGAUCUGGUGAUCAUAAACAGUCAAGCUGAACAGGAUUUUGUAAAAAAGCUGAAUGGAAAUGGAGAUUCCUGGAUUGGUCUUGAAGGAAAGUGGAUAGAAGAGACAAGGACGUAUGACUGGAGAUGGGUGGAUGGAUCACCACUGACACAAGCGUUCUGGGGAACAGGAUGGCCAAAGUCUAACAAUUACUGGUCAUAUGCAACAUACUGCGAUGGUGAAGGGAAAUGGAAAAACACAUAUUAUUCCGAUUACAAGAACUGGAUUUGUGAGAAAUGAAGAGUCAAACCAGACCAAAAUAAACCACAGCAUAGACUUACUUUUUAAAAAGUCAGAACUCAUUGCUUCAGUUUCCCUCUGAGGUUUAUCCAGAGGAACAAUAUAAGCAAACUAUUGAUGAUACUUUGAUUAAAUAUGUUGUGUGGAGACGUUUCAAACAGACUGUGUAUAGUUCUUAGCUCUUAACAAUAUUUCUUUGGGGUUAAACUUAUUAUCAGUUUCAUAUCUGCUUUAUCUGACUAUUUUACAAGAAAAGUGAUUUAACCUGAUUUCAUAUUGACAUAAAUUCAGUAAAAUUAAUAAUUAAAAUAACACAUUUUCAGAAAUAUA
This is a messenger RNA of Girardinichthys multiradiatus, 1301 nucleotides long. Its product is annotated as CD209 antigen-like protein A. The record is from RefSeq and is a predicted model, not a curated record. Bases 153 to 971 code for a protein of 272 amino acids. NCBI's taxonomy places the organism in Eukaryota, Metazoa, Chordata, Actinopteri, Cyprinodontiformes, Goodeidae. The transcript has 7 exons.